AUGCGCUUUUGGCCAUUCAAGGUCAUUCCUAGCGAUGACGACAAGCCUAUGAUCCUGGUAACGUACAAAGGCAAGGAGAAGCUGCUUUCAGCCGAGGAGAUCGCCUCAAUGGUGCUAACUAAGAUGAAGGAUGUUGCUAAGGCAUAUCUUAGAAAAACAGUGAAGAAUGUUGUCGUGACGGUGCCUGCUUAUUUCAAUGACUCUCAACGCCUGGCCACCAAGGAUGCUGGAACCAUUGCCGGCUUUGACAUUGUGAGGAUCAUCAAUGAGCCUACUGCUGCAGCCAUUGCAUACAGUCUAGAUAAAGUAGUUUCUAGCUCCGUGGCAAAGAAUGUACUCAUUUUCGACUUUGGUGGUGACACGCUGGAUGUGUUUGUGGCCACGAUUGAGGCGGGUGUCAUUGAAGUGAAGGCUAUUGCCGGCGAUACUCAUCUUGGAGGCCAGGACAUGGACAACAUAAUGGUGGAUUACUUCAUUCAAGAGUUCAGAAGGACGAAGAGUAAGGAUAUUAGCAAGUGA
This is a messenger RNA of Salvia splendens (bonfire salvia), 519 nucleotides long. Its product is annotated as heat shock 70 kDa protein-like. Gene Ontology annotation, molecular function: ATP-dependent protein folding chaperone; ATP binding. The record is from RefSeq and is a predicted model, not a curated record. The transcript has a single exon. The coding region runs from base 1 to 519 and encodes 172 amino acids. Lineage: Eukaryota; Viridiplantae; Streptophyta; Magnoliopsida; Lamiales; Lamiaceae.